GCCCGCACAUGCUCCAUCACAUGAGUGUGAAGUCUGGUCGUUCGUUUGACAGCCAGAAGGCCCUCGACCAGCAUCUCCAGGAUUCGCCCGCGCAUGUUCCAUCAUAUGAGUGUGAGAUUUUCGAUCGUUCAUUUGGCAGUGAGGAGGCUCUUGACCGCGCAUACUCCAUCACAUGAGUGUGAGCUCUGUGAUCGUUCGUUUAGCAGCCAGAAGGCCCUCAACCAGCAUCUCCGGAAUUUGCCCCCGCAUUUUCAGCUGCCAAAAACGCCACUGAACAUAUUUUUCCAAUCCUUUGACGGCUUUAAAUUUGAUCCUAAUUUGCCACCAAGUGAAUCGUAUCCGUCCUUACAAAGAUUCUAUGGUUGGCGUAAAGGCAAUAAGGACUCGGCCCAAGCUUGGGACCAGUACCAGGAAGCGCUUACUCAAGAGUUCAAACUCUGGUUUGGGGCAGAGGAUGACAUUGCUGCUUGGCAUUCACUUUGUCGCGCUGUGGGGAUUGAACCUUUACCAAGAAGCUGUCUUGAAUGCGAGGCACCAGUACCUUGAAGAUUUGCUGGAUUAUUAUCAUACUUGCGCAUGAUGCUACCUUACAGGGCCAGAUUGAUUUUUAUCCGAAGAAGAUUGAUGGUUGGAAACGGAAGGGGGAUGAUCCUAGAACGAGGUGGUUGUUUUGUAAUGAUGUGAAGGAGGCGCAAAGAGAUGAUAAAUAGUCUAUUGGUUCCAAAGGUAUACUUAGCUUUUACGGGAUCCUAUCCUAUCCGUACACUAAUGAACCUUACCCAGAUGUCUAUAGAUCGGACAUUAUAGAACAAUGCAU
This is a messenger RNA of Aspergillus glaucus CBS 516.65, 817 nucleotides long. Its product is annotated as C2H2-type zinc finger protein. NCBI's taxonomy places the organism in Eukaryota, Fungi, Ascomycota, Eurotiomycetes, Eurotiales, Aspergillaceae. The record is from RefSeq and is a predicted model, not a curated record. The transcript has a single exon. Bases 106 to 546 code for a protein of 146 amino acids.